AAAGGAGGAAAUUUUGCAGUCACCACCACCAGGAUCCCAGUAGAAAACAUCAUUGCCAAUGUUGAAUCAGCAAUUUACCAGCUCCCUGAGGAAGAAGCAGAGGAAGUAAGAAUGGAAACAGCAAGGAUCCUGAGAAAUGCAAAACUCCCCCCCAGCAACAUAACGAGAAAAGAAAGACAGGCCAUCAAAGAUCUCAACUCAGAUCCUGAAAUCAUCAUUCUUCCAGCUGACAAGGGGAAUGCCACAGUAAUCAUGGAAACAAAACAAUACAAAGAAAAAAUCAGACAACUUCUAGAUCCCACAAUUUACAAGAAACUGAAACAAGACCCCACUAACAAAAUCACCAGAAAAACGAACACUCUAAUCAAGAACUCCUCCAUUAACUUUGACAUACGCCAACAGCUGUGCAAAUCAGAAGCCCUCCCACCCAGGCUUUACGGACUCCCCAAAAUCCACAAGGACUCCAUCCCACUCAGACCCAUUGUAAGUGCCAUUGGAUCGCCGACUUACAACCUGGCAAAAUUUCUGGCUACACAGCUACAAACCCACAUUGGGCUCACUGCACAUUAUAUCAAGGACUCUACACACUUUAUAGAAAAGAUCAGCAACCUCAAUCUAAGCACCAAGGACAUCCUGAUCAGCUUUGAUGUGGUGUCCCUUUUUACCAAAGUCCCAGUAGCUGACACCCUCACACUAAUCAAACAAAACUUCCCAGAAGACAUCACAGCCCUGUUUCACCAUUGCCUCACCACUAGCUACUUUCAGUGGGACACUGGAUUCUAUGAACAGAAGGAUGGAGUGGCCAUGGGGAGCCCUCUCAGCCCAGUAGUAGCAAAUUUCUAUAUGGAAUACUUUGAAAAACAGGCCCUUGAAACAGCACCAAAAAAGCCAACUGUUUGGUUCAGAUACGUAGAUGACACCUUCACAAUUUGGAGCCAUGGAGAGGAAGAACUCAGCAAGUUCCUGGACCAUCUUAACAGCAUCCACCCAAACAUCCAAUUCACCAUGGAAAAAGAAAAGGAAGGAAAACUGCCAUUUCUAGAUGUUCUGGUCAUCCGCAAACCCAAUCAACAAUUGGGCCACACAGUUUACAGAAAACCUACACACACAGAUAGAUACCUUCAUAAAAACUCCAACCAUCACCCAAGUCAAAAAAGGAGCACAAUCAAAGCCCUGACAGACCGUGCACAAAGAAUCUGCGAACCUCACCUCCUCCAAGGUGAACUCAACCACCUAAACUGGGCUCUACAGGCCAAUGGAUACUCCACCACAGACAUCAGAAGAGCUGCAAGGCCAAGAACAAGCCAUGAGAGUCAAGACAAAGAUCCACCCAGAGGAAAGGUGUUCUUACCAUACAUCAAGGGAACUACUGACCGCAUAGGGAAGCUGAUGAAGAAGCACAACCUACAAACUAUCUACAGACCCACGAAGAAAAUCCAACAAAUGCUACGGUCAGCGAAGGACAAGAGGGAUCCUCUCUCUUCUGCAGGAGUCUACCGGAUACCAUGCAGCUGUGGACAAGUCUACAUAGGGACCACCAAACGCAGCGCCCAAACAAGAGUCAAAGAACAUGAAAGGCACUGCAGACUAAUUCAACCAGAGAAAUCAGCCAUAGCAGAGCAUUUGAUGAACCAGCCUGGACACAGAAUACUAUUUGAGAACACAAAAAUGCUGGACCAUUCUAACAACUAUCAUGUCAGACUACACAGAGAAGCCAUUGAAAUCCACAAGCAUGUGGACAACUUCAACAGAAAGGAAGAAACCAUGAAAAUGAACAAAAUCUGGCUACCAGUAUUACAAAACUCAAAAAUCAGAACAGUAAAUAAAAAGCAAUACUCUGAAAACAGAGGGUUUCCAGACAUGAAUCAACCAAGGGCAGUUAACGACUCUAAACAAAGGAUGCCCCAGAGGCAGGAAGAAGACAGCAGAUAAGCUUUUCAAUGCUAAUUUAAGUGAUUAACUACACACAUUCACACUGACCUCUCUCACCCUAGACUUUCCACAGAUAUAUAUUAACCUCUUUGCUUAGUUUUCUCCAUACCUCACAACCUCUGAGGAUGCCUGCCAUAGAUGUGGGCGAAACGUCAGGAGAGAAUGCUUCUGGAACAUGGCCACACAGCCCGAAAGACAUACAACAACCCUGUGAUCCCGGCCAUGAAAGCCUUCGACAACA
Molecule: messenger RNA, 2173 nt
Organism: Anolis carolinensis (green anole)
Lineage: Eukaryota; Metazoa; Chordata; Lepidosauria; Squamata; Anolidae
Exons: 1
Coding region: 112-1932 (606 amino acids)
Source: RefSeq, a predicted model, not a curated record